AUGUCUCACCACGACAUUUCCGACGCGGAGUCGCGUAACCGUCUCCCUACCCUCUUUGAGGUCCUGAGCCGUCGAACUCUUGCUCCAGUCGACCUCUUCUCAUUCUACAUUUACAUGCGAGAUCAACAGCGCUCGGUAGAUUACCUAGACUUCUGGCUUGAUGUAUCCCAGCAUAUGCUACUGUGCCGACACUAUGUCCGAGAACUCCGACGUUCUGUCUUGGUCGCUACUCCCGACAUUGAGCGAGCCGACAGCAAACAAUCAUCUACCAUGCUAGACAACCUGGAGAAUCUGGGAGAUAUCCCAUUAGAGGAAGCCGGCCCCUCUCGCAUGCGACACGGUUUCCAAGAAAAUGAGAAGGGCAGAGAUGCCGACCAACGUUUAUCGGCCUUCCUCCGCUCCGAGGGUGCCACUUCAUCACCGUCCCGCCAAAAUAGUCUGGGCUCAUCCAACGAGUCAGCACGCCGGGUUCCUUCCAAUGAGGAGGGUCGUCAUACACCGGACUCACGGAACAACGACUCGACCUCACCUGGUCACACCGUGGACCGCAAUGACAUUCGCGCCAGCGCCGAGAAGAUCCUGUACACAUAUCUGCUUCCCGGCUCCGAACGAGAAAUCAUGCUUCCGGAAGCUAUGGUCUCCACAAUUAUUAACCUGGUUGAAGAUGACGGCAGAGACGAUCCCGAGGUUUUCGACCCCGCCAAGGACUACGUGUUCCAGGCUAUGGAGCGUGAUGCUUUCCCCGGAUUUUUGCAGGCAAAGGCUUUGGGAAAUAUCGUCCCCCUCAGCACUAUUCUGCGUCUUGCGUUUGCUCUGAUCAGCUUCGGCGGUGGCUUCUGGGGUGCUUUCUACGUUGUGCUACGCGACAAGCCUCGCAAUAUUCGCUGCUGGAUUAUUCUCCCAUUCGCUGUUGCGUCGUACUUCAUUAUCUCCUACCACUAUAAGAUUGACCCAAUCAUGGCGUUUUUGGGCUACAGUGAAUACACAUUCAUGAACUGGGCCCCGAUUCGCGAGCCAUAUGUUCGGAAGCUUUUGAACAAGCGUGCUCUUGUGACUGCGAUGAUUGCCUUCGUGACAGCCGCGGCCUUGAGCAUCCUGUUCAUUUUCGUCCCCGGAACCAUGCUAUGA
This is a messenger RNA of Penicillium olsonii, 1128 nucleotides long. Lineage: Eukaryota; Fungi; Ascomycota; Eurotiomycetes; Eurotiales; Aspergillaceae. The record is from the annotation of a GenBank genome assembly.